This is a messenger RNA of Moneuplotes crassus, 666 nucleotides long. The record is from the annotation of a GenBank genome assembly. Lineage: Eukaryota; Ciliophora; Spirotrichea; Euplotida; Euplotidae.
UUAAAAUUGAGGAGAAAUGGGUGUCUUCGUCUCGAUUUGGGAUAAAUUGUUUAGGAAAGAGGACAAUAACUUCAAAAUUUUGAUUCUUGGGCUUGACCGUGCUGGUAAAACAACAAUUUUAGAGAAAAUACAAGGGAAAAUGGAAGGGGAACCAGUCCCCACUAUUGGGUAUAACCACCAAAAGGUGGUCAUGAGGAACGUCAGCUUAGAUGUAUGGGAUCUCUCAGGCCAAGAGACCAUGAGGAAGAUCUGGAAGCAUUACUUUGUUGAUACAGGAGGUAUUAUUUUUGUCAUUGACUGAACCGAUUGCUCAAGAAUCGAGCUAGUCAGAGAUGAGAUGAAUUACCUCUUAGCUGAACCGGAGCUACUUGAAAUUCCAAUUUUGAUACUUGCAAACAAGCAAGAUAUUCCUGAAGCAAUAGGAGUGGACAAUUUAAGGAAAAGUUUAGGAAUUGUUGAAGAAGAGCAUAAAAGACCAAUAAAAAUCCAAGAGGCUUCUGCUAUUCAAGACGAAGGCCUUGAUUCAGGCUUUGAAUGGCUUAUAAAAAUCCUAUCAAAUGAGGAAGAUGAUGAUUAAUAUCAUUAUCUAGUCGUUAAUAGUUCUAUCUACAUGAAUAGUGGCAGCUAUUCAUGCAUUAAGCGGUCUAAUUUUUACCAAAAUUUUGU